Messenger RNA from Vespa crabro (European hornet), 6430 nucleotides. RefSeq names its product serine/threonine-protein kinase tousled-like 2 (gene Tlk). Bases 2569 to 4839 code for a protein of 756 amino acids. Gene Ontology annotation, biological process: intracellular signal transduction; peptidyl-serine phosphorylation; chromosome segregation. Gene Ontology annotation, molecular function: ATP binding; protein serine/threonine kinase activity. The record is from RefSeq and is a predicted model, not a curated record. Gene Ontology annotation, cellular component: nucleus. Lineage: Eukaryota; Metazoa; Arthropoda; Insecta; Hymenoptera; Vespidae. The transcript is spliced from 15 exons.
UUCCAAUUAUUCCAUGAUCUUCAAUAUUUGUUUUAUGCUUAACAUAUAUAUAUUGGACAUAUAUACAUGACGUGUGUGUAUGUAUAUAUAUAUAUAUUGUGUGCAUGUACGUGCAAACACAUACACGAAAAUCUAACGUGGCGCCGCCGGACGCUACGAUUCCUAAGCUGCCAAAUGUCGGUGGAUAUUCAGAAGCUCCACCUGCCGACGUUAUUUACGGCCGAGGCAACGAUGUUAGGAGUCUGACUCUAUCUCACUCUGGACAAUUAACAACGCCCAACGAUGUAUUCCGUUUAACCAUAGAAAGUCUAAUCUCGUAGGCGCGCUUGCUUACUCGUUCGUUCGUUCUUUCGUUUGUUCGUUCGUUCGUUCGUUCGUUCGUUCGUUCGUUCGCCGCGUCAGUCACACACAGCAUAUAUACACACGUACACAUACACAGAAAUAGUGCAACGAACGACAGCAAAGCAAGCUUAUACGCAUGUAUAUCUCCUGUCUCCUCUAUUACCGUGUUGUGUAGUGUGAGAUGAAACACGGUCGACAAGAGAAAGACGAAGAGAGAGAGAAAGAGAGAGGAGGGGGAGGGGAAGGGGUGAGACAUCGUAGUAUCACGUGCUGUUGACCUGCGAACUAGUACGUGCGGUUAUGUCGUAACUUUCACAAUAAGGCAUUUUCAUCGUGCGAUCGUGCUUAGUUUGCCUUAUUUUCAAUUCGUUUCAAUCUCAUAAGAAAGGGGAUAGGGGAAGGAAGAGAAACAAAAAAAAAAAAUAAACGGAAUCACAUUGUGCGCUUUUUUUUACGGAUUAUUAUUAUUCUUCUCUCGACGGACGUACACAUUUUUAUCGGAUAAAGGUUUUUCAAUCGGUAAUGAUACUUUUCUCUUUAUUAAGCCGCUAAAAUAAAAAGAACUGGCGCGAAAUUUAAAUAUAAGAAAUUGUGUACAAGAGAUGUGUAACUCUUUCGAAAUUUUCCAUUGAUAAUAAUAGUCGAGAAAGGAAUGUGAGUUAUCAAACGUGAACGAUUAGAAAGCGUUAUUUUUAUAAGCGUAUUAUCUGUGUUCUUCCUUGCGUGUAUUAUUCUGUGGUAUAUUAUACUUGUUGGUUUAUUAAGAGGAGGAAUCUAACAGUUAAAAGUUUCUUUCAUUAUGUCUCGUCGAAAAGCAAUGGCCGGCUCAGGUAUAUGACGCUUCAAAUAUAGGUAUGAUGACUCAUGGUUAGUUAUUUGGGACGGCUUUAAGAUGAUUUUAAGUUAAAUUAAACACGAAUAGUGUGUGGCGCAUCCGUCGUAAGAGGGGAAGAUCCUCUACGUAUAUACGAUCAAUCAGCGUCCCAAGGUUGCCAGCAGUGUUCCCCAUCUUGCCGGUCGAAACAACUUCUUUCUUUUAUAGUUAGCUUCAGGCUGAGAGCCAAGUAUCGUGCGCCGUCGUCGAGUUGCAUUGUAACGGUUCGACUACCGAGAGAUAUGCCAUAUAACAGGAAAAGUGUGUCAUCGGAACGUGAUCGUUAAUAAUAAUCUCGACGAUUCGACAAGAACGGAAAUCACGAUUUCAAAAGAAAACCAAAUUUAAGAUUGUUUUGUCGAAAUAUUAAAAAGGGUAUCGACUCGGACGCGUUUUUUUUUUCCUUAUCGUAAAAUAUAGUUUAAAAUUUAUUUUUUAUUUAGAAACAAAUAUAUAAUUGAUUUGAAUCUAGCAAGAUAAAAUUAUUAUCACGUCGUACAAUGUUUAUCGUUAAUCCGUUCAAUUAGAAUUUCCUAGCACGACGAGGUUUUACAAUAUUUAUAGACAGUAUGUAUUAUAUCAAAAGAUAAUAAAUGAACGUGUGUCAAUUCUCCCAUGGGAUGAUAAAAUGUUGCCGCUGCGACGUUUAAAGUGUGUUUUAGACAAGACAGUUUUACCGGUGUAACAGAAAGAAAAAGAGAGAGAGAGAAGAGAGAAAGAGAGAGAGAGAGAGUAGAAGAGUGUGGAGCGUUCGUCCUUGCACAGUGCCGACCCGACGAAGCAUAUAUCUAACCUCUCUCUCUCCUGAGAAUAGGGCGCGAACGUGCGCGCACAGCAAGCGAGCGUCGUAUACACAGAAAACCGCGUGGCGAGUCACGGCGCAAGUCGAAACAACGAGGCAACGCCGCGUGGCCGAUCAGCUGGUCGGCCGCCGGCACUACGAGAGUGGGGGAAAUCGCGCGCGACUGGGCUAAUGAGUGUGCGACCUAUUGCUGCUUCUUGGUGGUGGAGGAAGCUUCUCCUCGAACGAGAGCGCGAGCGCUCGCUCGCGCAUACAUACGAACACACACUCACUGGAAAGGGUGAGAGAGAGGGAAUAACUAAGCCGCACACCAACCAACCAACCAACCAACCAACCAGCCAGCCAGCCAGCCCCAGGAACGAUCUUGCGUUCUCUUCUCUACUGCUCUGUUGCCGACGCAACCUAGACGUUGGCUCGGCGUCGAUACUCGGUAAACAUCCCGGUAGCAGUUCCUCCUUUCAUCCGUUUUACCUUCUUCGCGAAAAGGCGAACAAUUGUUUCAAGAUGAGACGCGAAUAAUUUCCUCCUUUGUUCAGGGCUCAUUUCGUACAUGUCUGCUGGGUCACAAAUUCAGAUGGCACCCCAAUCAACCGUAAACUCUGGUCAGUCGGUUCAUAGUCAAGACUCGAACAUGAGUACCGGCUCUUCGCAUAGUGAUAAGGAGGUAGAUCCAAAUACUCCAGAAAAAAUACCAAGAACUCCUUCUGAAAGGAAAAGAAAACGUAAAGCUGAUGAUGGUGGUGGGGGGGUUCCAGGAGGGCCGGUGGGUAGCAAAGGAACUAGGUCUGUUGCUGCUUUAGACAACAAAAAAAUCAACGAAUAUUUUUCAAAGCACCAUCUUGGUAAUAGUCCUAUUCGACACGGAGGAGCUAAAAGUCCUUCUCCUCAGCAGGGAUAUCCUAUGUAUCCUCCAUCGCCUCAACAACCUUUUUCACCUCAAGUAACGACGCCUAAUUCCUCGGUGGCGGAAUUUUCGUCCUUGAUGCAACCACCAAGGCCUCAUCCUCAACCUCCACCUCUUCCACCACCGUCUUCGACGCAACCUGCAGGCUCGAUGGUCAGCAAGCAGGUGCAGGUAAGGCCUACCAACCUCAGUAGGACAAGCCAGGUCAGGCAAGCGAAGACUAACACCCCAAAUACAGAACUAACUUGCCAGAGGAUACAGGAAUUUGAAACUCAAGCCUCUUCGGAUUUAGAACUACGUAAUAACAAAAUUGAUGAAUUAAAUAGAACGACAGAUGAACUUAGGCAUCAAAUGGCUAAUCAACAAAAAAUUAUUGAGCAGCACAAAUCCCAUAUAAAUAAGUGUAUAGACGUUGUAAAGAAGUUAUUAAAAGAAAAAUCAAACAUAGAAAAAAAGGAGGCUAGGCAAAAGUGUAUGCAAAAUAGACUGAGGUUGGGACAAUUUGUGACACAGAGGGUAGGUGCGACGUUUCAAGAAAAUUGGACGGAUGGUUAUGCAUUUCAAGAAUUAGCUCGAAGACAAGAAGAAAUUGCAACCGAGCGAGAAGAGAUUGAUAGACAGAAGAAAUUGUUGCUUAAAAAGAGGCCAUCCAAUAGUGAAACAAGUAGGAAGCGUAGUCAGCCACAACCUUCUUUGCAUAAUGGAACUGAAGCUACAUUCUUAAAACCAGAUGCUGUACCUGGUUCUUAUACGUGGCAAGAGUAUUAUGAAGCCGAUGAAAUACUCAAGUUGCGGCAAAGUGCGUUGAAGAAAGAAGACGCAGAUUUGCAAUUAGAAAUGGAAAAAUUAGAAAGGGAACGAAAUUUACACAUCAGAGAGUUGAAGCGUAUUCAUAAUGAGGACCAAUCGCGAUUCAAUUCUCAUCCUGUAUUGAAUGAACGUUACCUUUUACUAAUGUUAUUGGGAAAGGGUGGCUUCAGUGAAGUGCAUAAGGCAUUUGACUUAAAAGAGCAACGGUAUGUCGCUUGUAAGGUGCAUCAAUUAAAUAAAGACUGGAAAGAAGAUAAAAAGGCUAAUUAUAUAAAGCACGCAUUACGGGAAUAUAACAUACAUAAAGCUCUUGAUCAUCCACGUGUUGUAAAAUUGUACGAUGUGUUUGAAAUUGAUGCCAAUUCCUUUUGUACUGUCUUGGAAUAUUGCGAUGGACAUGAUUUAGAUUUUUACCUUAAACAGCAUAAAACUAUACCAGAAAGGGAGGCAAGGUCGAUCGUCAUGCAAGUAGUAUCGGCAUUAAAAUAUCUUAAUGAAAUAAAACCACCGGUCAUACAUUACGAUCUAAAGCCAGGUAAUAUAUUACUCACAGAAGGUAAUGUCUGUGGAGAAAUAAAAAUUACUGACUUUGGAUUGAGUAAAGUUAUGGAUGAAGAAAAUUACAAUCCUGAUCAUGGUAUGGACCUUACAUCCCAGGGUGCUGGUACUUAUUGGUACCUUCCGCCCGAAUGUUUUGUCAUUGGAAAAAAUCCUCCCAAAAUAUCAUCAAAAGUUGAUGUAUGGAGCGUGGGGGUGAUAUUCUACCAAUGCCUUUAUGGUAAAAAGCCAUUUGGACACAACCAAUCGCAAGCUACAAUUUUAGAAGAAAAUACCAUACUGAAGGCGACUGAAGUUCAGUUUGCGAAUAAACCAACCGUUAGCAACGAAGCAAAGAGUUUCAUAAGAAGCUGCCUAGCGUAUAGGAAAGAAGAACGUAUAGAUGUACUGACACUAGCUAGACACGAAUACCUGCAACCUCCUGUGCCAAAACAUGGCCGUCAAGCGAACAGUCAGCAACAGCAGCAACAACAACAAAUUCAGCAACAGCAGCAGAGCUCCUUUACUGUUGGCAUGUUUAGUGGUAUGAACGCGUCGAGCAGUUCGUAGUGGAAAUGGACUAAAGACGAAUAUCUUCGAUAUGCUAUUACAUGCCAAAUCUUGAGCACUGAACUGCGCACCAUCUCAUCUUAGGAAAAUAACGAUCGCUAUAACCAAUUGUAAAUACUAAACCGGAUACUAUCACCAUCACUACCACCACUUUCACCGUCAUCACCACCAUUACCACUACCAUCACCACUACUACCAUCAUUACUACCACCACACCACCACCACCACCAUACCGCCACAACUAUACUUACAGGUCGUCUCAUAGGACAUUGCAAGAGAGAUGCGAGACUGGUCGUCGCAAGUCCAGAAGCUUGCGUCUUUCUACAAGCCACGCUACAUUAUUCAGCAUAACAAAAAUGUUGUGUUCGUAAAUAUUCAAUUGUAUUAUCGUUCCUUGUAUCAAAACAGUGGGCUGACUUGAUAAUAGUGUUUAAAAGAAUGGAAGGAAACGGAUAAACAUGUGAUAAGUCAUUGUGAAUUAAAAAGUGAAGUUUAAACUAAAGAGGAGAGUAAGCGAAAAGGAUAUAAGAUGAUGGAAUCCAGUGGAAGUGAUUUACUCGGUGAAAAAGGAAAGAGAAAGGGGAAAAAAAAAAGAAAACAGAGGGCAACGAAUGAUAAAAAUGCAGCGCGUCAAAAGAGUAAGAGACUGUGCUCUUGCGGAGACGUUCCUCUCUUCUGAAGUUACGUAUGCGUGAAUGAGUGUGAUGAAAGAUUGUUAAAUCUAGCGUGCGUGUAUAUAUUUAUACUAUAUAUAUAUAUACUAAUAAAUCCGAUAUAAUAUAUAUAUAUGGUGUAAAGAAAAAGGACAGCAUUGACAGUGGGAAGACAACUGUGGUGGCUCUAUCCUCGCAUGACCUCCGUGCAGUCAGGUAUUCCAUGAAUACUUGACUACACAUCAUGUUACUUUAUUCAAAUAUUAACAUUAUUACUUAUAUCAUGACUAAUAACAAUUAACAUACAUAAACACGAGGAGAUUUGGUUGGUUGUUCCUAUUCUGAAACGAGUGGGCUUUACCUAUACUGGAACGAUUAGUUUGAGAAUUAAAUGGAAAGAGUGGCGAUGCUCCCAAAGUAUAAAAACAAAAAAAAUCGUAUAGGAUCACGGUCCACCACUUGCACCCCCUCCCUUCACCUCCCGUUCAUAAAUAUAUUUUAAAUUGAGAAUUUUCUAACUCGCGGUUAAAAAACGUGUUUUUCCUUUCUAAUCGUGGACACAUCAACAUAUUAUUGCGGCCAUCUCCGUGCUAAAUCAAUUCGUAUUUAUCGGGCAUUAAAAUUUGUAAGGUAAGAAUCGUAAUAUUGUACCGACCUGAUCAUUAUUUCUUUACUCAUAAUUUGUUUUAUAUAUGUACGUUAUAUAGAGAUAAUUAUGAAAUAGAAGACUAAGUUAUUUUAUCAAGUGCCCUUGCUUUGUAUUAUAGUCGUGUCUGUCGACAAACUGCAGCUUUGGGGAGUAAUAGAAAGAAGUUGUUAAAAUGUUGUAAGUUGUUGGUACAAUGUGGGCACGGUAUUGAUGACACAAUACCAACGUGAUUGGCAAAGUAUGGUCAGAGGAGAAUACAUUACAAGUCUGAACAGAGUCUGCUACUAGA